AUUUUGAUGCAUGCAAGUGAAGCAAAAACUGAAAAUGAAAUAAGAAAAACAAAAGAGAAAGAAAAUAUGAUUUAGAAAGCUUUGUGGCUUGUGCUUGACAAGUUUUUUAGCUUUGUCAAUAUUCAUCUUUGUGUUCUGCAUUUGGGUUUUGUUCUGUGAAAUUUUCAGAGAAGAAAACCAGUAAGGAGUUGCUGGUUUUCUUUGAGGAGGGUUCAGUUCUUUUGAUAAUGUCGGGAAACGUUUAUUUAUGGUAGUUAAUGUGAUGGCUGAUUCGGCUUCAGAGUCUUAUGUUCAGUCUGACACUUUUGGCCUAAGGCAAAUAAGUAGUUCAAUUUUUGGUAUUCCUGGGUUCCUUGUAGGACUUAGUUCGAAAGGUCCAACUGAUUUGGACUCUGUUAGGAGCCCUACCUCUCCUCUGGAUUUCAGAGUUUUUGCGAACCUUAGCAACCCAUUUGGUGUUAAGUCUCCAAGAUCAACAUCCCAAAAUGGCCAUCAGAAGAAGUGGGAUUGUAGUAAGGUAGGCCUUGGUAUCAUAAAUUCUCUUGCUGAGGAAAACAAAUCAAGUGGUGAAGUUCUUGAGUCAUUAACAAGGAAGAAUAUCGUCUUUGGGCCACAGGUGAAGGCUAACAAUCCUAAUUCCUCGAGUCAUUACCAUGACUCAGUUAAACCUUUUAUGAAAUGCAGUUCUUUGCCUAGAAACUACAUGAUUUCUCCGGUUUCACAAACCAAAACUCCCAACGUCCAUUUGGGUAGCUCAAAUGGUGUUCUUGAGCAUGGAGGAUUCCCAUUAGAGCCUGAAUCAUUAAACAGCUCUGCGCCUUGUUUGUUGGAUUCAACAAAGCUUUCCUCUUCUCUAAUCUGCUCAAAUCAAAGCCCGAAUAUGAGUUCCAAAGCAUUUUAUUCAACAGAUCAAACUACCACAGUGAGUGCACCGCUGGUUACUGACAGAAGUUCCCCAGUGGAUAUUUCUUUAGGCCUUAAGUCAAAUUCUCUUCCGAUAACCAUUGGUUCUGGCAAUGGAUAUGUUGGUUCUCUCUCUGCACGGGAAUUAGAGCUUUCUGAGGAUUAUACUUGUAUAAUAUCUCAUGGUCCAAAUCGUAAAACAAUUCAUAUUUUUGGUGACUGUGUUGUGGAAUGUCAAACUCAUGAGUCGGCCAAUUUUGACAAGGAAGAGCAACGGAUUCAAUUGCCCGAAGGCACUAGGGACCUGAAGGAUUUAACCCCUUAUCCAUCUGAUGAGUUUUUGAGCUUCUGUUACUCGUGCAAUAAAAAAUUGGAAAAGGGUGAAAACAUUUAUAUGUACAGAGGCGAGAAAGCAUUUUGCAGUUUUGAUUGCCGUUCAGAGGAGAUUUUUGCUGAGGAGGAAAUAGAGAAAAGUUUCAACAAUUCCUCCAAAAGCUCUCCUGGAUCAAGUUACCAUGAAGAUCUCUUAGUAAUGGGUAUGCCCAUGACAUAGUGGGCAGUAAUUGUUUUUUCCCCUGCUCUCAUGUCCAUGAGUGAUGAAGUUGUCACUGAGUUAAGUUUCUGUAUCGUCAUCAAACGCUGUGUAUGUGAACCUGUUUGCGGCCGUGGAUGAUCACAGUUUAGUCGUGCUGUUUGUGGACUGUGUUUCAGCUUUCAUGGUAUGGUGAGUUAUGGGAGGCAACAGCAUCGAGUUUCAUCCUGUGUCGGGAUAUAGAUAAUAAUUUUAGACUGUUUUUUUUUUUUUUUUUCACUUCAUAAUUUUGAGUAGAUGGGUUAGCAGUGGCCAAAAGCCCCGGCUCAUCAGUUUUCUUUUCUUGUUCUCAUGCUACCUUUCCCGGUUAGAGUUCAUGUAGAAUCCUUUCAGAUCUAUUGAACUCAUUAAGAGAUGUAAGCGGCAUUCGCAUGAGAUUUGACAUUCUAUAUCUUGUUAUUACUACUUUUUGUAUCUCAGUCCUGAUGUUAUGAAUUUGAUAAUAAAAAGAAUGAUUGAAGUUUUACUU
Molecule: messenger RNA, 1964 nt
Organism: Pistacia vera
Lineage: Eukaryota; Viridiplantae; Streptophyta; Magnoliopsida; Sapindales; Anacardiaceae
Product: FCS-Like Zinc finger 10-like
Exons: 3
Coding region: 248-1456 (402 amino acids)
Source: RefSeq, a predicted model, not a curated record